Messenger RNA from Thamnophis sirtalis, 2227 nucleotides. The record is from RefSeq and is a predicted model, not a curated record. Lineage: Eukaryota; Metazoa; Chordata; Lepidosauria; Squamata; Natricidae.
GUAUUUCUUGGGAUACUUUGCCAGAUGAAUUGCUGUUGGGAAUCUUUUCCUGUCUAAACUUGACUGAUUUACUGAAAGUUUCCCAGGUUUGCCGGAGAUGGCAUCGCCUUUCGCUUGAUGAGUCGCUUUGGCAAAGUCUUGAUCUUGCAGGUAAAAAUCUUUUGCCAGGAGUGAUUGGCCAAUUGUUGCCCUUGGGAGUGAUCGCUUUCCGCUGUCCAAGGUCCUGCAUCGCGACACCUUUGUUUAAAACAAGCAGGGCUCUUUGUGUGCAACAUCUGGAUUUAUCGAAUUGUACAAUAAAUGUUAUAGAUCUCGUAGCUAUCCUUGACAGAUGCCAGAGUCUGCAGAACCUCAGCUUAGAAGGUCUCCUACUUUCUUCUGGUAUAGUUAGAAGUAUAGCACAAAACCCCAACUUGGUCCGGCUCAACUUAUCUGGAUGUUCUGGAUUCUCUGCAGAUACCGUGGAAGUGUUGUUGAAAAGCUGUCUGAGGUUAGAAGAAUUGAAUUUAGGCUGGUGUGACUUCACAGCUGAGCAUUUGAAGAUAGUAGUCAGUCAUGUUCCUCCCAAACUAUUGCAACUGAACCUUAGUGGAUACAGGCAGAAUCUCCUGAUCCCAGAUGUUAAAACAUUACUAGAGAGAUGCUCUGGUCUAGUACAUUUAGAUUUAAGUGACAGUGUUAUGUUGAAGCCUGAAUGCUUUGCCUACUUCCACCAACUCAGACACCUUGAGCACUUAAGUCUUAGUCGAUGCUAUCAAAUACCUCCCGCUGCUUUACUUGAACUUGGUGAAAUUGCUACACUCAAAACACUGCAAGUUUUUGGAAUAGUGACUGCCAAUUCCCUACAGCUCUUAAAAGGGACGCUUCCUCAUAUAAAGAUCAAUACCUCCUAUUUUUCACCUAUCGCAAGGCCCACCAUUGGCUGCAAAAAGAACCAAGAGAUUUGGGGAAUCCAGUGCAGACUGAACUUGAGAAAUCUGGCUGGGGUUUAAUACAUCUCAAAAGACUCUUUGACUUCUACCAACAGCAACAUGAGUUCCUCAAGUCUUCACUGAGGAGUUCUUGGCAUUACGUUUUAACCUCACAACUUGCAGUUACUGACCUGGUUUUAUCAGUUUAUGACCAAAUGCUAUCAAGUAUUUUACAAGUUGUAUUUUUAAAAAAUGUUUUAGGUUCCACAACGUACGCUGAGGCCUAUCCAAGAAACGCUAAUCAUGCACAAAUAGUUGCCAUGCAAUAUGCAUGCUUUCCUUGUGGAUUUUUUUUUUUAAAAAAGUAGCUCUAGUUAAUAAAACUUGUCCAAAUGUUCAUGUUCUCUGUUUUAUCCACGCCAGUUGUUAUUGUUUCAGGGAGUAGGGUGCAUUUAUGCUGAUAUACUUAAGAUUCUGGCCUUCAUCUCACAACUCCUAGAAUCAACAUUGGAAUUUUAUUCUAUUUAGAUCCCAGCCCUGGAAUUUCUUGUCUUGUAUCUCAAUACUCACCGAGUACAAAAAAACAACUUGUUGCUAAUUGUUACACAGAUAUUCCUUACAAUGGCACUUGGAUUGGAAUUUCCGUCACUAAGUGAUGUUAUUGUACAGCAUAAUGUCAUUGCUUAGCAAUGGCGACCCCUGCAGACUCUAUGGUCAAUGUUAAGUGAGGUUUGUGAUUCAUUAAGUGAGCACCUCUUGCAACUUCCUGCCGGCUUCCCACAAGCAAAGUCACUGGGAUAGUUGGCGGCUGAGUGAGACAGGGAGUGGUGUAAUAUGUAGGUGGCUGGGGCGGCACAGCAUGAGCACAGUUAGUCAGAAAAGCUUGGUUCGAGUGCAGAGGGGCUGGGGAAAAGUGGACAGAUGGGUAUCUUUCCCACUAAAUUUACUUGUGGGAAGCCAGCAGGGAAAGUGAAAAUUGCAAUCAUGUUAUUGCACUGCAAGUCGGUUGCCAAGUACCUACAUCACGAUCACCUGACAGCCGAGAUAGUAGGAUGGCUGACCAUAACCACCAUUUCUUCAACACCAUUUUAAGUUCAGACAAUGAACAGGUCAUUAAUAAAAGACCCAUACUACAUAUAGGCAGGGGUGAGAUCCUACUGGUUUAACAACCGGUCCGCUGAGCACGCGCUUCACAUGUGCAGUUUAGAGAAAGCUCUCCUUCCACAUGGCAAGGAAAACCGCUGAGGCACAGCAAUCCAGUGUGUUGCGCCAAUCAGCUGGGCUUUGGAAAAAGGAAAUAUAGGCGAGUAUAACGC